Alligator sinensis (Chinese alligator) is the source of this 2259-nucleotide messenger RNA. It is a transcript of the gene HMX3, whose product is annotated as H6 family homeobox 3. Gene Ontology annotation, biological process: regulation of transcription by RNA polymerase II. The record is from RefSeq and is a predicted model, not a curated record. Gene Ontology annotation, cellular component: nucleus. The coding region runs from base 1 to 687 and encodes 228 amino acids. The transcript has 2 exons. Lineage: Eukaryota; Metazoa; Chordata; Crocodylia; Alligatoridae. Gene Ontology annotation, molecular function: DNA-binding transcription factor activity, RNA polymerase II-specific; RNA polymerase II transcription regulatory region sequence-specific DNA binding.
AUGUGGGUGCGCUCUCCAGGUGCUGGGCCGAGAAACACGGUGAAUGCCGACAGAGGGCGCCGCGCGCUCGAGCUUGGCGCCGCAGAGAAGUCGCUCCUGCGGGACUCGUCCCCCGCCUCGGGCACGGACCGGGACUCGCCCGAGCCGCUGCUGAAGGCGGCCGCGGAGCACAAGGAGCUGGACUCGAAGAGCCCCGACGAGAUCGUGCUGGAGGAGAGCGACGCGGAGGAGCCCAAGAAGGAGGACGGCGGCGAGGAGUGGAAGAAGCGCGAGGGCAGCCCCGAGAAGAAGCCGUGCCGCAAGAAGAAGACGCGCACCGUCUUCUCCCGCAGCCAGGUCUUCCAGCUCGAGUCCACCUUUGACAUGAAGCGCUACCUGAGCAGCUCGGAGCGCGCCGGCCUGGCCGCCUCGCUGCACCUCACAGAGACCCAGGUCAAGAUCUGGUUCCAGAACAGGCGGAACAAGUGGAAGCGGCAGCUGGCGGCCGAGCUGGAGGCGGCCAACCUGAGCCACGCCGCGGCGCAGCGCAUCGUCCGCGUGCCCAUCCUGUACCACGAGAACUCCGGCGCCGAGGCCGGCAGCGCGGCGGGCAGCGCGCCCGUGAGCCAGCCCCUGCUCACCUUCCCGCACCCCGUCUACUACUCCCACCCCGUGGUCACAUCCGUGCCGCUCCUGCGGCCGGUCUGAGGACGCCCCCCGCCCCGCAGCCACCCCAUCCGCCACGCGGCGGGCGGCCUCCCCCUCCCCACCCCAGCCCUGCAGGGCAGCAGAGCAGCCCCGAGGACGCGGAGCAGCUGGCAGUGACCGGUGAUUUGAUUUGGUUUUGUGAGUCCCUCCACUGAGUCGUGCAACUCAUCCCGCCAGGUAGUCGAUGCUCUCUUUAUUCUGACAUUAAUUAAUUCUUCUCCAUGAUGCUGAUGAUGCUGCUGAUGAUGGUGCGGGUUGGUCUUAGGGCGGCAAAAAAAAAAAAGAAGAGAAAAGAGGGAAGGAAAAAAUAAAUAAAUAAAAGAAAAGUGAUGGAGAUGGGAGUGGAAAGAAGUCGGAGGGGAUCCUGGGGGCGCGGCGCCUUCCGGAGCCGGGAAGAAAAGCUUUGGGGGCGUUAGUUUUAUUUUUGUAAAAAAUAAAUAAAAAAAUUUAAAAAAAGCGGGGGGGGGGAGAAUAAACGAUGGCGGGUCCCUGCUGCCAAAUGGGACUUUUCUGACUUUCCUCCUCUCUCCCCACGGCUCGUGCUGGCGAUGGUAGGACACCUUAAAAGACUCCACCAACCUCGGCUGUUCACUCGCCAGCCCUUUGUACAAAUUUCUGCCUCAUCGCUUCCCCCCUCCCCCGCCUCCAGGUUUUGUACCUUUUUAGGGUCCUGAGAUGGGACUGAGCAAGAAAUGCAGCCAAAAAGUAACCGGUGAAAUGUAUACACCCUUCACGUGCUCCUUUAUUUAUUAUCCUUUCUUUAGAUCCUUUUUUUUUUUUAAGACCGUGGAUUAUUAUUUUCUUUGCUUGAUUUUUCUUUGCAAAGGUAUCUCGUUAUUGGAAAAGAAGCCCCCAGUGUACCCUUUCUGGUUUCUUCUGUAAAAACAAAAAACCAUUGUACUUCUGAACUGUGCAAUAUUGUACGGAUAUUCCUGAGCGCUGCUUUUGGUUGAAGGGGGAGGAAGGGUUCUUGGGGGGUUAGUUAGUUAGUUUGUUUGUUUGUUUUCAAUCAUUGUAAAACUGGGCUCCUUCAUGUAGUGAACAAACGAAGUAAAUUUAAAAAAAAAGGGAAGGAAAGUGAGAAGAGCAGGGCGGGGGCACAAACACGAGUCAUGCCUAUAUACAUAAAUCAAGGAGGGUCGGUGUGCGGGGCGCUUUAAGUGAAGGACAAUCAAUCUUAGAAGAAUUUUAAUUUAUUUGAUAUAAUGUACAGUUUCUUGUAAAGUCCAUGGAGUAUGUGGAUUUUAAUAGACCGAAAUCAAGUGCUGAGUGGCCACCUCCAUUCUCUUUCUCUCUCCCCCCCCCCUCUCUCUGCCUUUCUGCCUGUGCUCACCUGUUGUAUGAACAUUGUUGACUGUCAUCCCAAGGGGAUCUCUGUCUCUCUCUCUGUCUCUCUCUCUUUUUCUUUCUCCCUCCCACCCCCCAUCUGCCAGGGAUUGGUCCUAUUUUUAGAACAACCAAUAUUGUUAUAACUGAAUGUUGUGGUUGAAACAAAUAAAUAAAACCCGUUCCUUAUCGUUUUGUGAGCGUGGCUUUGGGAAACCCCACGGAACAGGUGUCCUGAAGCCUCCC